AAUUAUAAAGCCCGGCUUGAAGUUAUAUUAUAUUCCGAGGAUAAGCCCCCAUGUAAAAAUUAGCUCUGGGUUAUUUAGGACCAUCUUAUUAUGGGGGGUUUGUUUAGACAUGUCAAGAUACAAGAGUAUAGCCAAUGUUCUAAAUAUCCCUAUGCGGUGGUUAGGCGUUUUGUACAUGAUUAUUGCUUAGACGGGCGCAAAAGCCGGUUUCUUAAACAGCUAGACCGAUUUUUUAGCUAGGUCAAUUUUUGAAAAAAUCGUUUUGCUCAUACCUAUUUUGCCGACUAAUCGAACGUCUGGACGCCGCAUAGACUGUUUUUUAGAACAGUGGUAAUAGCCGAUGCAUUAUAAUGUUUGUCACUGCACUACAAUACUACAUAUAGAAAUCAGUUAAACGUCAUUACAAAUAUUUCAUUACCAGCUUAUAUUUUCAUAGAUACAACAGAUUUGUUGAAUUGAAUACUUGAAUGACAAAUGAGUUGAACUGUAUUUGGAUUCCUAAAUUAAUAACGAUAUAUAUAGUUCCUUCAUGACGUAUGACAACAAUUAGCUUCUAGCUAGAAAGGAAAAAAAGUGUAUACAAGGCAUAUCAGAAAAAAGUGUAUACAAGGCAAAUUGCGUAACGUUUUUUCAUGCAAAAUAAAGUCUCUUUUCUUUUCUUAACAGAUUCUUGUUUAUAAGAAAGACAUAUGGUCUAAUACGACUUACGAAUAGUGCCAGACCUUGGACCACGCAGAAGAAUCAGAUUGUUUCCGGCCGUUCAAUUUAUAAACAAAUUUUGGCUACAAAUAAUAAAUAUUCCCUUUAGUCUAGUGGUCUAGUGUCUGUGUUCGAACCUCAUCCUCCCCAUAUCAGCUAAUAAUUUUUCCUCUGUCUUUUACUUUAAAAAGUGACCAUUUUUUUAUUUUUGCUUCCAGCCACUGAAUUUCUAGGACCAGCUCUACUCGCGAAGAUGGCUUAUUACAAAACUGAGUCUAUAACUCCUCACCUUUUCAUGUAUCCAUUUUCCAUUUUCCAUGGACCAUGUAUUCAUGGUAUUAUUAUAUCACAAACUGUCAUAUGCCACCCUUUCACACACGUGUGUAUUUGUUUUGCAAUGUAAAAACAAGUUUCUCUUGUUAUUCAAAGUUAUUACCCUAUGGACUAUCGACGUUACUUACUAAAGAAAUUGAUUCACAUGUCUAAAAGCUCUAACAGACUGCAUACGUGCUUGCAGAGACGUGAAUAAAUGAAAAUCUAUAAUAUAUAUGUCAAACGAGGGAACCGAUGGAAUUAAUGUUGACAAUACUUUUGAUUCUGUGUGUGAUCUUUCUUUUCCUUUUUCUUCUUAGAGAGUAUCUUUUAAUUGACUGUAUUUUGGGGGAAAUAAUAUUAAAAACUUUCAACUUGGUAACUUAGAAAAUCAUACUAUUGUUUAGUUUCUACAAAAACCACGAUUUUUUACCAUAUUCAAUAAUUUUAAGUAUUUUAUUUGAAUGAUAUUUAUUUCAAUGUUAAUUAACGUUUAUCAUUAAAAUUUACAUAAAAAGCCAAAUAUUUUCAAAUGUUCUUUAUACCCCUUUAGACUUCAAACACUUUACUUCUUUGGAACCAUCAAGUCAACAAACAAUAAAUACAUUCAACACAAAAUCAAGUGAAAUAUUAAAGAAAAAGAAUAUUUAAGUAAAUCCCGACCUAUAAAUAACGUCUUGUGAAAACAAUGUGAAGAAAACACACGCAAACAUGUCAGUUUCACCAUCACCUCAUCAUGUGGUUCUCUUCCCUUACAUGUCAAAGGGUCACACCAUCCCUCUCCUCCAAUUCGCCCGUCUCCUCCUCCGUCACCGUUGUGCCACCUCCUCCUCCAACGACGGCGAAGAGCCAUCCAUGUCCAUCACCAUCUUCACCACCCCACAAAACAAACCUUUCAUCUCAAACUUCCUCUCCGACGUCACAUCAUCCAUCAAAAUAAUCUCCCUCCCUUUCCCGGAAAACAUCGCCGGAAUCCCUCCCGGAGUCGAAAGCACCGACAAGCUCCCUUCCAUGUCGCUCUACGUGCCUUUCACGCGUGCAACCAAAUCUCUCCAGCCUCUCUUCGAAGAAACGCUCAAGAAUCUUCCGCAAGUCACGUUCAUGGUCUCCGAUGGAUUCCUGUGGUGGACACUGGACUCCGCCGCUAAGUUCGAGAUCCCGAGACUCGCCUUCUUCGGCAUGAACUCGUACUCGUCGGCUCUCUACAACUCCGUCUCCGUACACCAACUCUUUACCAAACCGGGAAAUAUUAAAUCCGAUACCGAACCGGUUACCGUACCGGAUUUUCCAUGGAUCCGGGUUAAGAAGUGCGACUUUGUCCCGGUUUGCACUGAACCGGAUCAAUCAGGUCCAGAGUUCGAUUUACUCAUGGACCAAUUAAUGUCUACUGGGAAGAGCCGUGGGGUUAUAGUGAACAGUUUUUACGAGCUCGAGUCACCGUUCGUUGACUACCGGCUAGGUGUUAGGGGUGAGCCCAAGCCGUGGUGCGUUGGGCCUUUGUGCUUGGUAAACCCUCCUAAACCGGAAAGUGAUAAACCGAGUUGGAUUGAAUGGUUGGACCGGAAACGAGAGGAAAGAUGUCCGGUUUUGUACGUGGCCUUUGGAACGCAGGCUGAGAUAUCGAACGAGCAGCUCAAGGAAAUAGCCUUAGGCUUGGAAGAUUCCAAGGCAAACUUCUUGUGGGUCACGAGAAUGGACGUGGGAGAAGUAGGGUUCGAGAAGAGAGUGAGAGAGCAUGGUAUGAUUGUUAGAGAUUGGGUGGACCAAUGGGAGAUACUGUCCCAUGAAAGUGUGAAAGGUUUUUUAAGCCAUUGCGGAUGGAACUCGGCGCAAGAGAGUAUAUGCGCCGGGAUUCCGAUACUCGCUUGGCCAAUGAUGGCCGAGCAGCCACUCAAUGCCAAGUUGGUCGUGGAGGAGUUAAAGGUCGGAGUAAGAAUCGAAACAGAAAAUGGAACUCCCGAAGGGUUCGUGUCAAGAGAAGAAGUCAGUCAAAAGGUUAAAAAGUUGAUGGAAGGAGAGAUGGGGAAGACUGCGAGAAAGAAUGUGAAAGAGUAUGCAGAAAUGGCUAGAGAAGCUUUGGCUCAAGGGACAGGUUCGUCAUGGAAGAAUUUGAGUUUGCUUCUUGAAGAGUUAUGUAAGAUUAGAGAAACAAAUGAUGUUAAUAAGCUGUCAAGCCAUGAUUAGAGAGCAGUGUACUCUUGGUUGUUGUUCAAUCUGACUAAGGUCAUAACCUUACUGUUCUUCUGAAUAAAAUAAAAAAUAAAAAAGUUUGUAUGUGUUAUAAAUA
Brassica rapa (field mustard) is the source of this 3298-nucleotide messenger RNA. RefSeq names its product UDP-glycosyltransferase 90A1. Gene Ontology annotation, molecular function: UDP-glucosyltransferase activity. The record is from RefSeq and is a predicted model, not a curated record. Lineage: Eukaryota; Viridiplantae; Streptophyta; Magnoliopsida; Brassicales; Brassicaceae.